Messenger RNA from Rotaria socialis, 1923 nucleotides. The record is from the annotation of a GenBank genome assembly. Lineage: Eukaryota; Metazoa; Rotifera; Eurotatoria; Philodinida; Philodinidae.
AUGGUAGAAGCACUUGUAGAAGCAUCACCGAAGAAAAAUAGAUUAAAAGAGAGUAUAUCAUUGCGUCAAUUAUCUUCAAGAACAGAUGACAAUGAUAAUAAAGAAAGUACAACUCUUAUUUGGUUUGAUCCUAACAUUGGAUCACAUGAAGAUACAAAAAAUACGAAACAACAACUUCGACUUAUCAACGAUUUUGUUAUUUUCAUGACUGAUCUUGAUCAUUGUGUUUCAUUUAUUCAAUCGAUUAACAAAGAAAAGAUCUUCUUAAUUACAUCUGGGUCAAAAGCAUCACUACUUCUAUCACGAAUUUCUUCUUGUCAACAAAUUGAUUCAGUUUUUAUUUUUUGUAUACAACAAGAACGAUAUGAAUAUUUACUAAAUGAAUACUCGAAAAUCAUCGGUGUUUAUGUUGAUCUGGAUGAUUUAUGUCAAUCAAUUAAGAAGCAAGUUGAUUUAGUGAAUAAACAAAUUCAAACAUUUUCUUUUUUUGAUCAAAAAGAAAAAUCAACAAAAGAUUUAUCCAAAGAGUCUGCAUCGUUUCUUUGGUUUCAAUUGUUUAAUUAUGUCAUUGCGCGUCUUCCAAGAAAUCAACAAGCAAAGCAACAAAUGAUCGACAUCUGCAAAGAUUAUUAUCGUGGAAACAAAAGAGAGAUGAGAGCAAUCGAAGAAUUCGAAGAAACCUAUCGGCCUGAAGUUGCUAUAAACUGGUAUUCGAAAGAGUCAUUUGUCUACAAGUUAAUCAAUAAAGCAUUGCGAACAGAAGAUAUUGAUCUUCUUUACAAGUUUCGUUUUUUCAUUGGCGAUCUUUCGAAAAAUCUUCAACAAGCACAUGAAAAACUUUUAUCAUCAAAAGAAAAAAUUGUCAAUGUUUAUCGUGGAGUUCAACUCGGGAAAGCAGAGUUUGAGAAAUUGAAACAAAACCAAGGAAAACUGAUUUCAACCAACGGGUAUUUAUCAACGAGCCGAAGAAAAUCGUCAGCAGUACGUUUCUCAAGAGUACCAAAUAGGAGAAUGGAUGUAGUACCUAUUCUUUUUCAUAUCCAAUGUGAUAUUGAACACAUUAAUAAGAAUAUUAUUUUUGCUGACAUUAGCCAAUUCAGUGAAUUUCCAGAAGAACAAGAAGUUUUAUUCGACAUGAAUGCUUGUUUUCUUAUCGAGUCGAUUCAAGAAAAGGAUUCAUUGCAAAUCAUCAAGAUGAAUCUUUCAAAUGAAGGAUACAAAAUUACAAAAGAUUAUCUUAAAUUAACACGCCAAGAAACAGAAGAGCUGAGUGCUUCUAUUGUGUUUGGUAGAUUAUUACAUCAUUUAGGUGAUUAUGAUAAAUCACAAAAAUAUUUUGAGCAAUUGCUGAACGAUUCAGAAAAUGAAGAUCGUGCUUGGAUUGAAUUUAAUCUUGGGCGAGCUGCUUACUCUAAAGGUGAAUGGGGUGAAGCUCGAAAAUAUUAUGAUCGUGCAUAUGAUCGAAUGAUGAAAAGUGAACCGCCACGAACCAAAGAUUCUGCUUGGGUUCUCAAUGAUAUUGGUAAUGUCCUCUAUACACAACAAAAGUACGAUGAAGCCCUCGAUUAUCAUCAACGAGCAUUGAUAAUCCGAGAGAAAUUUCAUGCAUCUGACCAUGGAGAUACGGCUACGAGCCUAAACAACAUUGGUAAUACUCUCGGUGCACAAGGAAAGUACGGUGAAGCCCUUGAUUAUCAUCAUAGAGCAUUGAAAAUUCGAGAGAAAUUUCAUCCAUCAGGUCAUACCUAUAUUGCUGUGAGUCUGAAUAAUAUUGGCCUUUGUUAUGAACAUCAGAACAAGCAAAGCAUGGCACUUGAAUACUAUCGCCGUUCAUUGAGUAUAUAUGAGAAGUUUCUUCCUGCUGACCAUCCACAAAUACAGAGAGCACAAAAGAAUAUUGAUCGACUUUUUGGAAAAAACUGA